Molecule: messenger RNA, 786 nt
Organism: Eruca vesicaria subsp. sativa (arugula)
Lineage: Eukaryota; Viridiplantae; Streptophyta; Magnoliopsida; Brassicales; Brassicaceae
Source: the annotation of a GenBank genome assembly
UAUUUGAAAAAUGCAAGGAACGAUUUCUUGUACAAGACAUUAUACUAUGGUCCCUGAAACGAAAUCUCUGCGGCCGCAGGGAAACAGCGAGAGCGUCCAGACGUUGGUGGAGGAGAACGCGAUUAUCGUGAUUGGACGGAGAGGGUGUUGUAUGUGCCUCGUCGUGAAGAGGCUGCUUUUUGGACUUGGAGUAAAUCCGGCGGUUCUAGAGAUCGAUGGGGACAGGGAAGAGGAAGUCAUGAGUGAGCUAGAGAAGAUUGGCGUCGAAGGCGGCAGAGAAACGGUGACGUUACCGGCGGUUUAUAUAGGAGGGAGGUUGUUUGGAGGGUUAGAUAAGGUUAUGGCAGCUUAUAUCUCCGGUGAGUUGGUUCCAAUUCUUAAGGAUGUUGGAGCUUUGUGGUUGUGAAUCUAUUCAAUAAUUCAAAUGAAAAAAAAAGUAUUCUUAAGUUUAUGUUGAAUCUUGAUUCGGUAAAUAUGUGCUGUUAAGUUUUUAGGUUUGUAAUGCAUUAAUGUUACUCCUUUAUAUAGUCAGAAUCAGAAACAAAAAAUGGUUCUGCAAAUUCAGAACGUUACUAGAAUGUGUAUUGAAUUGUAAGAAAAUGUCACUACUAUUUCUCCAUUGCGACUUGGGUUAGUUAAAAAUUAGCAAAUUUCAAUAAAAUGUAAGAUCAUAUGUAUGUUUUUUUAGAAGAUCAUAUAUAUAUGUUAGAAGCUCUAUGUGUAAUCAUGAAUAAACAAGAACAUAUGACGUGCCAUUUUGAAUUUUAAACAAGAAAUAAAUAUGCC